CUGCCCGAGGCCGCUCCAUUGCCCCUUCCCGGCGCUAUGGCCUGUGGGCUGGCCCAAGAUCUCCCUGAGGCCCUGCUCGCCCCAGCGCGCCCUCCAGGCGCGAAGAUGUCCUGAUCUGAGCUGGGACUCACCAUGUUCCGGCGCCAGCUCGCGGCGGGGACCCCGAGGUGUCCCGAAGGGGCCGCCCCACGCCGCUCCGCUCCGCUGCUGCUGCCCUCGCUGCCCACGCCCGACGUCCGUGCCGGGCGAGGCGCAGUGGGUUCGUGGUGGCAGGACCGCGAGUCCCAGCGCCUGCCCUGCCUGUCCCCCGGGACCCUGAGGGUGGCGCCGCGAAGCCGCGGGUCGCUGCACAAGCUGCUGUUGCCGCCGCUGCUGCCAACCAGCGCGGCUCGCCGGGCGGGGACCGAGACAAUCCUGCCGUCCGCGGCCCGGGAUAACUCUGACGCCCUAGACGCGCUGCUGCGGGAGCUGCUGCCCAGCAAGUUCCGAGACUUCCUGCACAAUCUGCGGGCCAAGAGUGCGGAGCCUGAGGCUCACCGUGAGCCCGCGGGGGGGCGGAGGGAGGGGGAGGCGAGUCUAGGGUCCCCCAACGAGGACCGUCCCCAGCUCACUGGGCGUUCCUCCUGUCUCUUCUCCUUUUCCUUCUCCUCCUCUUCUCCCCUCCCAGCACCCUCAGCGCCACAGUACCCCAAGGGUGCAUCAGAUCACUGCUUAGGUUCUCGUUGUCCCAGCUCCUCAUUCCUCCCAGGCCUGUGGGAUCAAUCAUUGCACUGGGAAGACAGUUUUAGAGAGAAACCUACCCUGGGGCCCCCAAGAGGUGAAUUCAUCACCGCCAAAAAGGCAAACCCGCCCUCAGGAGAAGGUUCGAGGCCCCGCAGACGCUAUUGUCCUUUCCGGGUGCGGUUUGCAGACGAGACCCUGCAGGACACGGCACUCCGCUACUGGGAGCGCAAUCGUGCAGUCCGGCAGAAUAUCUUUCCGUGUGAGCAGACGGCUUUGCCAGCUGUGUCUGUGUCAGAGCGGGUGCUUGGGAGUGUUGGGAGAUGGUUGGACAGUCUGCCCGUAGCCCUGCGUCCCAGGGUCCAAGACACUGUGGCUGGCUCAGCAUGCUGGAACUGCCCUCGAGUGUCAGCUCAGGAACCACAGCUCUACUUUUCUGAGGACGCCACCAUGAGCAGCCGCCUACCCUUCAUCUCCGGGGCCACCGCUACCCCAAGGCCACGGGGAGGCCUCCAAACCUUCUUGGACACCCCUAACACUGUGCAGCAGGAGUCCUUUCUGCCCAGCUUGGUGCUGCAGUCCGUCCUGAGGCAAGGCCGCCCUAAAGGCUACCAGCAGCUCCAGCCGAGCACAAACCGGCGGCAGGCUCAGAGGUGAAUGCCUGCCAGAGCCCCACCCCCAACCCCGCCCUGGGGUAUACCCAGGCCAGGCCACGAUGAGAAUGCUCCACAAA
Acomys russatus (golden spiny mouse) is the source of this 1453-nucleotide messenger RNA. RefSeq names its product chromosome 24 C9orf50 homolog (gene C24H9orf50). The record is from RefSeq and is a predicted model, not a curated record. Lineage: Eukaryota; Metazoa; Chordata; Mammalia; Rodentia; Muridae. Bases 133 to 1377 code for a protein of 414 amino acids. The transcript has 6 exons.